AUGGGAGGCGCAAUUUUCCAGCUGGUCGUCAGUGACGGUGACAUCAAGUUCUACGUAGACCUCAAGAACGGUGCUGGCGAAUGCGGCUUCUCUGAGCACGAGAAAGCGGACGUCACGAUCACCAUGGCGGAUGCAGACUUGGUUGCGAUGGCCGACGGGAAGUUGGACGGCAUGCAGGCCUUCAUGAGCGGCAAGCUCAAGAUCAAGGGCAACAUGAUGUUGGCGCAGAAGCUGGGCUCCAUCCUCGAGUCGGCGCAGUGA
Molecule: messenger RNA, 261 nt
Organism: Prorocentrum cordatum
Lineage: Eukaryota; Dinophyceae; Prorocentrales; Prorocentraceae
Source: the annotation of a GenBank genome assembly